This is a messenger RNA of Elephantulus edwardii (Cape elephant shrew), 1635 nucleotides long. It is a transcript of the gene GCM2, whose product is annotated as glial cells missing homolog 2 (Drosophila). The transcript has 6 exons. Lineage: Eukaryota; Metazoa; Chordata; Mammalia; Macroscelidea; Macroscelididae. The record is from RefSeq and is a predicted model, not a curated record. Gene Ontology annotation, molecular function: RNA polymerase II cis-regulatory region sequence-specific DNA binding; DNA-binding transcription activator activity, RNA polymerase II-specific. Bases 1 to 1635 code for a protein of 544 amino acids. Gene Ontology annotation, cellular component: nucleus. Gene Ontology annotation, biological process: regulation of transcription by RNA polymerase II; gliogenesis.
AUGGGCUGGGAGGCGGAGCUUGGGGAGAUGAAGCUUUAUAAAGAUGCUGCUAGCCCCUCUAUGCGCCACGGCGGCACUCUGGGCAAGAGGUACCUAGAAUCGAGUGAGGUGGAGCAGAUGUCCACUGACUCGGAGCAGAAGGCGGACUUUCUGUACUCCUAUGGGAUGAAACUCAACUGGGACAUCAAUGACCCGCAGAUGCCUCAGGAGCCCAUCCACUUUGACCGGUUCUGCGAGUGGCCAGAUGGCUACGUGCGCUUCAUCUAUCGUGGAGAUGAGAAGAAGGCCCAGCGCCACCUGAGCGGCUGGGCCAUGCGCAACACCAACAACCACAAUGGCCACAUCCUCAAGAAGUCAUGCCUAGGAGUGGUGCUGUGUGCGCGGGCCUGUGUCCUGCCCAAUGGAUCCCGCCUGCAGUUGCGGCCUGCUAUCUGCGACAAGGCCCGGCUGAAGCAGCAGAAGAAAACUUGUCCCAACUGUCAUUCCUCUUUGGAAUUGAUCCCCUGCCGAGGGCACAGUGGAUACCCUGUGACAAACUUCUGGAGGCUGGAUGGCAAUGCUAUAUUUUUUCAGGCUAAGGGGGUUCAUGACCACCCAAGACCAGAGAGCAAAUCUGAGACGGAAGCUAGAAGAAGUGCCAUUAAGAGACAGAUGGCUGCUUCUUACCAACCCCAGAGAAAGAGAAUUAGAGAGUCCAAGACAGAAGAGCAUCAAGCCAACAAUGGACAUUUCAGCACUGUAUCGCCCCUGGAAAAUCAAGAACAGCUUGAUUUAACAACUGACUCUGGCUUCUCUACUCCAGGGAAGCCAUGUUUUUCCUUCCCAAACUCAGAUGUUUAUGAAGCUUCUUGUGAUCUAAUUACCUUUGGAGGAGAUGGAAUGUCAUCCUUUCAGAAAUACCCCAAUCCAAGAAUUUUGCCUGGGCUGUCUUGUGGCUAUGAGUUGGCAAGUUCUAGUUAUACACAUGCUAGCCCAUACUCUAACCUUUCUAAAGAUUCCACGAAUAGCCCCAAUGACAGAGAGUGGGUUCAUCUGAAUGCACUACAAUGUAAUGUCAAUGCUUAUAGCAACAGUGAGAGAAGCUUUGAUUUCACCAAUAAGCAAUAUGGGAGUAAGCCAGCUAUUGGGAAAACUGGCCUUGGGGAAAGGACUGACUGUGGUCAGUUCCCAGCCAUGACCCCUUGCCCAUAUUAUAACCCAGAGUAUCGCUGCAGGUACCUCACUCCCCCCUCCCCAACUGCUUCAGCCCUCCAGACUGUCAUCACUACCACCACCAAAGUGUCCUACCAGACUUACCAGCCCUCUGCUUUGAAAUACAGCGAUGAUGUGCACGAGCUGAAGAGCCUUUCAAGCUGUAACUACAUCUCUGAAAACACACCCAUGUCAAUUUAUCCAGAAGCCUUGAACUUUCCCACCAAUACCUGUUGGGAAGCCUCUCCAACAGAAUCAUUUCCUGUGAGAAUUCCAGAAGAAUGCCUCCUCAUCAAACCCACACUGGAUUUUUCUCAAGAAUCCGCUCCCUCCAAGGCAGACCAGGCAGCAGUUUGGGAUGUGUAUCCAUCAGCAGUGGGUCUUGGGAUUAGUUAUUCAGAGAGAAUGGGUCAAUUCUUUAACUUUGACAAUGAGGAAUUUUGA